This is a messenger RNA of Schizosaccharomyces cryophilus OY26, 5143 nucleotides long. Its product is annotated as myosin type I. The coding region runs from base 42 to 3608 and encodes 1188 amino acids. The transcript is spliced from 2 exons. The record is from RefSeq and is a predicted model, not a curated record. Gene Ontology annotation, cellular component: myosin complex; vesicle; cytoplasm. NCBI's taxonomy places the organism in Eukaryota, Fungi, Ascomycota, Schizosaccharomycetes, Schizosaccharomycetales, Schizosaccharomycetaceae. Gene Ontology annotation, biological process: endocytosis; vesicle transport along actin filament; actin filament organization. Gene Ontology annotation, molecular function: microfilament motor activity; ATP binding; actin filament binding.
CGUUAACCUAUCUUUUUGUUAGGCCUGAAGUUGUAGUUUAUAUGGCCAUUAUAAAGAGAGUAAACCGGACGAAAAUUGCGGAUGCCAAAGCCCCAAGCAAUGCUGGGCAACCCGCUGGCGUUCGAAAAGCCGUAUUUCAAGGCAGCCGCAAGAAGACAGUGGGCGUGGAUGAUUUGACAUUACUCUCCAAGAUUACUGAUGAUGAAAUAAAUAAAAACUUAGAGCUACGUUUCCGUAAUGGUGAGAUUUAUACAUACAUCGGGCAUGUAUUGAUUUCAGUAAACCCUUUCCGUGAUUUGGGUAUAUAUACUAUGGAUGUUCUCAAGUCAUAUCAAGGAAAAAACAGGCUUGAAACAUCUCCUCAUGUGUUUGCAAUUGCUGAAAAUGCCUACUAUCAAAUGAAGUCGUAUCGCGAAAAUCAAUGUAUUAUUAUUUCUGGCGAAUCUGGUGCUGGCAAGACUGAAGCAGCUAAACAGAUUAUGCAAUAUAUAACUCAUGUCUCGAAAUCCGUUGGUACUGAAAUUGAGAGGGUUUCCCAAAUUAUUUUGGCGACAAACCCCCUACUUGAGAGCUUUGGCUGUGCUAAAACUCUUCGCAAUAACAAUUCCUCCCGCCAUGGAAAGUACUUAGAGAUGAUUUUUAAUCCUGGCGGUGCUCCAAUUGGUGCAAAGAUUACGAACUACCUUUUGGAAAAAAAUCGUAUAGUUCAUCAAGUUCGAAAUGAGAGAAAUUUUCAUAUCUUUUACCAAUUUACGAAGAGUGCUCCUCAAAAAUAUCGUGAUGCAUAUGGAAUUCAGGGGCCCGAAAGCUAUCUUUAUACUUCGGCUAGUCAAUGUUUCUCAGUUGAUAGUAUAUCUGAUGAAAAAGAUUAUCAGGGUACUAUCAAAGCUAUGCAAGUAAUUGGUAUUACUGAAGCAGAACAAGACGAAAUUUUUAAGAUGAUUUCAAUUAUCUUAUGGCUUGGUAAUAUUCAGUUUCAAGAAGGACCUGACGGCGGCAGUGUAAUUACCGACAGAAGUAUUUCAGAAUUUUUAGGAUAUUUAAUAGGAGUUUCUUCCUCUUUAAUUGAAAAGGCCUUAACUAUUCGAAUUAUGCAAACUCAACAUGGUUCUAGAAGAGGCUCCGUUUAUGAGGUCCCUCUCAAUCCAACCCAAGCGUUAGCUGUUCGAGAUGCUUUGGCUAUGGCCAUAUAUAACUGUCUUUUCGAUUGGAUUGUUGAGCGAGUUAAUAAAGCACUGGUUACUUCAGAUAGAUCCGCAAACACUUCAAUUGGUAUUCUGGAUAUUUAUGGUUUUGAGAUUUUUGAACACAACUCCUUUGAACAACUUUGCAUUAAUUAUGUCAAUGAAAAGUUGCAGCAAAUUUUCAUUGAGCUUACGCUGAAAACCGAACAAGAAGAGUACGUUCGUGAACAAAUUGAAUGGACUCCUAUUAAAUAUUUCAAUAAUAAAGUGGUUUGUGACUUAAUUGAGUCAAAGAGACCUCCCGGUCUUUUCGCUGCCAUGAACGACUCUAUUGCUACUGCACAUGCUGAUUCUGCUGCCGCCGAUAAUGCUUUUGCUCAACGCUUAAACUUCCUUUCGAGUAAUCCUCAUUUUGAACCGAGACAAACCCAAUUUAUUGUCAAGCAUUAUGCUGGCGAUGUUACUUAUGAUAUAAUGGGCAUGACCGACAAGAACAAAGAUCAAUUGGCUAACGAUAUUUUAAAUGUUGUUCAGUCAUCGAGUAACGACUUUUUGAAGUCUAUUUUCCCUGUUGCUCAAGAAAGUAGUGCCAGACGUCGACCUCCUACGGCUGGUGAUCGCAUUAAAGCUUCUGCGAAUGACUUGGUCGACACUUUGAUGAAAUGCCAACCUUCUUAUAUUCGUACGAUCAAACCAAAUCAAACGAAAUCACCUCAAGAAUAUGAUACUCGCAUGGUUUUACAUCAAAUCAAAUAUCUUGGUCUUCAGGAAAACAUUCGUAUUCGUCGCGCUGGUUUCGCAUAUCGCCAGGCAUUUGAUACAUUUGCUCAGCGUUUUUCCGUUUUAAGUGGUAAAACUAGUUAUGCUGGCGAGUAUACUUGGCAAAGUGAUGACAAAUCUGCUUGUGAGCAAAUUUUGAAAGAUACUAAUAUUCCCCCUACUGAAUAUCAGAUGGGUACUAGUAAAGUGUUUAUCAAAAAUCCUGAAACCCUUUUCACACUGGAGGAUAUGCGCGAUAAAUUUUGGGAUAGUAUGGCUGUAAGAAUUCAACGAGCCUGGCGUGCUUACGUUAGAAGAAGGUCAGAAGCUGCUUCUUCUAUACAAAAGCUGUGGAAUCGUAAUAAGGUCAAUGUUGAGCUUCAACGUGUCCGUGAUGAAGGCUCAAAGCUUUUACAAGGCAAGAAGGAGCGAAGAAGAUACAGUAUGUUAGGCUCAAGAAAGUUUUAUGGCGAUUACUUAUCGGCUUCCAAAACUAAUGGCACAUUAUGGAAUACUUGUGGCUUAAAUCCUAAUGAUAACGUUAUUUUCUCUAUGCGUUGCGAAGUACUUGUUCAUAAACUGGGCCGAUCCUCUAAACCUUCUCCUCGCCAGCUUGUUUUGACAAAAAAGAACCUAUAUCUUGUUAUCACUAAAAUUGUUGAUCGUCAACUUACUCAGCAGGUCGAAAAGAAAUUUCCUGUUACUGCUAUUGAAUCAGUUAAUCUAACAAACUUACAAGAUGACUGGGUUGCCGUGCGGAACAAAUCUAGCCCAGAUGGUGAUAUGUUUUUGCGUUGUUUCUUCAAAACUGAGUUAAUAACUACUUUGCGAAACAUCAAUCGUCAACUUAAAGUUUUCGUGGGACCAACCAUUGAUUAUUGUCGUAAGCAAGGAAAAGUUAUAACUGUUAAGACACAAAAAGAAGAAACAACAAACGAUUACGAUUAUUAUAAGAGUAGCACCAUCCGUGUUGGGACUGGAUUACCUCCAAAUAGUGUUAGUAAACCAUUCCCUCGUCUUGCUACUACUUCUCACGCUGUUAAACAGCCUCCAGCUCAGGCAGCUACAAAACCAGCACCCGUUAAACGGGCAGCUCAACCAAAACCGCAGCCUGUUAAUCGAAACAAACCGCCUACGCCAAAACCUCAAGCUAUGACUACUCAACCAUCUCCUUUCCCGGCAGCGAAUACAUAUGAUAUUAACCAAACCACACAAAUAUUGCCUAUGCAAGAAUCAUCCUCACCUGCACCUGCCGCUGCUAAAUCUCCUGCUGCUACUAACCCAACUGUUUUUUCAACACCUAGUCAAGCUCCUCCUGCUCCUCCACCACCAGCUCCUCCUGCCGCUCCCCAAAAGCCCUUAUACAUUGCUUUGUAUGAUUUUGCUGGCCGCAGUGCCAAUGAGAUGUCAAUAAAGAAAGAUGAGGUAUUAGAAAUUGUUCAAAAAGAGCCGAGUGGUUGGUGGCUUGCUUUCAAAAACGGAUUAGAGGGAUGGGUACCCGCAACAUAUGUAACUGAAAGCAAGGACACUACUUUAACUGCCGAAAACCAAGUAAACAAUGGUGCUUCGAGCCCUGGUGUUAACAAUCUAGCUGGUUCACUGGCCGAUGCACUUCGUAUGCGAGCAUCUGCUGUCCGCGGUAGUGACGAUGAAGAGGACUGGUAAGUAGAAUUGCCUAUGUACAUAUAAUGACUUCUAAAUUUUGCAAUUGAAAACUAAGUACUGCUUCUUUCUAUCAUUUUUAUGUUUUAGAUAUUACAAAGUACAGCCAUGUCAAUUUAUGAAAUAAAUCGUUUUAUUUUAUCAACUGAAGUAUCAAUAAUUAGCAUUCAGAUAAAGUUAGCAACUGAAAAAAAAUCUCGGCGUAUCUUGCACAUUCAUAAUGAUCUGAGACAAAUAAAAGCAUGCAAUCAUUACUAGUUUUAUAAAUAUAAUCAGGUGUAAAUCGCUUGGCAGAAAAACCUUUAUAUUCCUUUGGCGACCAUUGAAAGAAUAGCCUGUUUUACCUUUGAACUACGAUCAAAGAGAGACAUGCCAAGAGAGCGUACGGAACUGACAACAGAAUUAUCCAACGCGUAUAACUUAUGAAAUUUAUCAGCUACGCCGAGGUAAACAUGAUUUUUAAAGUACCGGCUUCUAUAGUAAGGCUGAAGAGAGAAUAUACUACCGGGGUCUUGACCAUGCUGGAUAGCGGAAGAAAGAGCGUUUGUCAAAGCUUCAGCAUCCUGUAUUCCAGUGUUCAUUCCUUGUCCAGCAAGAGGAUGGGUAUUGUGAGCAGCAUCUCCACAAAGGGCAACACUUUCCUUCACGUACUCGUCAACGUGUGCCAUACGAAGGGGGAAUGAUGCGCGUGAGUUAGGAACGAUUUCUGAAAUUUGAGGUGGCGUGUCAAAAGACAAAGAUCGUCUCUUAGUUUCAAUUCUCCAAUCCAGUUGCUUAUCUAGGUUAUUUGGCUCAACGAUGUCCAUUUUAAAGAGAUAAUCCAAGUCAACCUGAUCUAAGAGAAACGCAGCAUUCAAAAACUUAACAAAUGUAGGAUCUGGCAAAGCGAGUAAUUUCUUUGCUAGUUCUGGAUAAAUUGACCAAACAAAAGUAGCAUUGUUUCCUGGAAGAGGGAGGUAUGCUAAAGGACCGGUAGGCAGAAAGCGCUGAAAAGCAACUGAAGGUAAAUUAUUUUGAGCGACUCGAAGAGUUCCAACCACACCAUGAGCAGGAUAUGCCCAUCCAGGCAUUGCUAUUUUGGCAAAUUGACGUACUAUAGAGUUUCUGCCGUCGGCACCAACCAACAAUCGCGUGCGUAGUACUCCAUGAGUUGAUGUGUGUAUAGAAGGAGCAUUCGUAUUUUCAUCUCUUGUUAUCUUUUCUAUGUUACAAGGAACUAAGAAAUCAAAAUUGUCUUGUCGUAUAUCCUUUCUCUUUAAAAUGGACCGUAGUAAACCAUACUGUAAAUUCACAUUUUCCGCCAUAAAAGCCAUGGGAUCAGUAUUCUUUGGUUGAUCAAAGUGAACUGUUGAAUUAGUUAUCCCAUCAUAAGCGUAAAUAUGUUGAAAGGGUUGUAAUCUCUCUUGACGCAUAUGUUCCCAAGCUCCAAUUCUUUCAAAAAAGCUUCGACUACGAGCCAUUACAGAGACACAGCGAUUCGAGUAUGAAGUAGGAUUCCAAUCCUGAAUCAUCAAAGUGUUUUUGUUAUCUAAAAUAGC